Messenger RNA from Helianthus annuus (common sunflower), 1861 nucleotides. RefSeq names its product probable purine permease 11. The transcript has 3 exons. Gene Ontology annotation, molecular function: purine nucleoside transmembrane transporter activity. The coding region runs from base 276 to 1391 and encodes 371 amino acids. Lineage: Eukaryota; Viridiplantae; Streptophyta; Magnoliopsida; Asterales; Asteraceae. The record is from RefSeq and is a predicted model, not a curated record. Gene Ontology annotation, cellular component: membrane.
AUUCGUUGUUCAACCUUAUAUAACCAUUAUUUUAUCAUCCCACUUUUAAAUAAAAAAAUAUUUGACCUCUUUUGGAGUCAUAUAUCUUCCGGUCGGGUUUGACCCAACAGAUCAACCCGAGAAACCCGGUACCCAUUAUCGUGAACUCGCAAAUUGGGGACCAGAAACAUCAACAUCGUAGAAAACCCAAAUUUAAACGGGUCACUCUUCACAUAUACUUCCAAAAUUCUUGAAUUUGGUCUCGUCUUGUUUAGAGCUUCCCGGAUCUUCUCAAUAUGCCAGAUAAUGAAGAUUCGGUUGCGGUAACUCAGUCUGGCGUAUUACCACUUGCCAAACUCAAACGUUGGCAAUGGUGGGUUCUCGUUGCCUUCAACAUUUUUUUUCUAAUUAUUGGUCAAAUUGUCGCAGUUCUUCUGGGUCGAUUUUAUUACGACCAAGGUGGAAAUAGUAAAUGGAUGGCUACACUUGUUCAAACUAUCGGGUUUCCGAUCCUUUUCAUCCCGUAUUUUCUUUUUCCUUCGAUUACUACAUCAUCAUCUACACCCACCACAUCCGUUUCACCGCGUGUUAUUUUCUUGCUCUAUGUUGUUCUCGGUGCCCUAAUUGCCGGUGACAAUAUGUUAUACUCUGUCGGAUUAUUAUACCUUUCGGCCUCUACUUACUCCCUCAUAUGCGCCACUCAAUUAGCCUUCAAUGCAGUCUUUUCAUUUUUCUUAAAUUCCCAGAAAUUUACCGCUUUAAUUUUCAAUUCUGUGGUGGUUCUUUCGUUAUCCGCCUCACUGCUUGCCGUCAAUGACAACUCAGAUGAACCGUCUGGCGUAUCGAAAAAGAAUUACGCCUUUGGUUUUGUGGCUACGCUUGGUGCGUCUGCUCUUUACGCAUUUUUACUUUCGAUCAUGCAACUUUCAUUCCAAAAAGUUAUAAAAAAAGAAACGUUUUCUGUCGUUCUCGAGCUUCAAAUCUACACUUCGUUCUUUGCCACUUGUGUUUCUACCAUCGGUCUUUUUGCUAGCGGCGAGUGGCGGACUCUGGGCGGUGAAAUGGAUAGUUUUGGUAAGGGGGGUAUGGCUUACGUGAUGACGUUGGUUUGGACCGCUGUGGCUUGGCAGGUGUGCUCGGUUGGCGUUGUGGGGUUGAUUUUUGUGGUGUCGUCUUUGUUCUCGAAUGUGAUUAGUACUCUGUCGUUGGCGUUGACUCCGUUGGCCGCACUAGUCGUGUUUCAUGACAAAAUGAACGGUGUAAAGCUGAUUGCGAUGCUAAUGGCCUUGUGGGGUUUUUGUACUUACAUUUAUCAGAAUUAUCUUGAUGAUCUUAAGGCGAAGAGAGAACAGACGGAUGCUACUGGGGCAGUUUUAUCCGAAGGAUCAACUCCAUUGCUACUUGAAGCAUAAACAGAAGCAGGAAACUAGCUCCUCCAGAUGCACCAGUUGAGGUAUGUUCUGACUUUUGUGGUCAAACGAGGCGUUCUAACAUUGAGAAUUCUAUAUAACUAGGAAGAAAAGGUAGGCGUGAUGAUGUAUUUGUAACAGUAGAACUUUUGGUCGCUUGUUUUAAUAAAAAUUCGGGGUAGGAUUGGAUUUGAAAUGACUCGUUUGACCGUAAAAAGUCAAAAUAGAUUUCUUCAACUGCAAUGGAGGCGAUGGAUUUCCAGUAUAGGUAUUGUGCAUGAAAGUUAAGGGGAUGGUGGCUUUAGGCGGUGGUGGAAGCGUCUGUGACCAAUUUGUUGGCGUUGGAGGUGCUGGUUAGUUUAGCUAUUGUUGUAAUUUGAACAUUGUAUUAAUUUGUUGUUUAAUGAAAUGUAAACAUGUAAACAAAAACAUGUUACAUAUGAAAAAAAAAUUGUAACAAGGAUCCUUGUAGA